Messenger RNA from Caenorhabditis remanei, 954 nucleotides. RefSeq lists its product as uncharacterized. NCBI's taxonomy places the organism in Eukaryota, Metazoa, Nematoda, Chromadorea, Rhabditida, Rhabditidae. The transcript is spliced from 3 exons. Gene Ontology annotation, biological process: regulation of transcription by RNA polymerase II. Bases 1 to 954 code for a protein of 317 amino acids. Gene Ontology annotation, cellular component: transcription regulator complex; nucleus. The record is from RefSeq and is a predicted model, not a curated record.
AUGACCUCCCCUACCAAAGAAGGCUCCCCGAGCUCCGACCCCCUCGAAGACGAUUUUCUCAUUGCGCUCAUCGACUCGGUCCAGCGUAACCCGUGCGUGUACAAUCGCUAUGAUCCGUUGCACAAAGUCACCGAUUACAAGCAUGAGAUAUGGAAGAUGAUCAGUAUUGAAAUUGGGUAUGAUGGGCAGCCGGUGGAGUUGGAGAGGAAGUGGAAACACAUGAGGGAUAAGUAUGUUCGGUUGAGGAAGCAGGAUAAGCAGAAGGCGCCAAUCAAGGACACUAAUAAGUGGUACAACUAUUAUCAAAAAAUGUCAUUCUUGGAUCCUUACGUCGAGCAUCGUAACCGUAAGCGUCAGAAGGAUCGAGAUAGCUCUCCAGAUAUGAUUGAUGAAGAUGCACUGUUCAUGGACGAGAUCAAGAACAUGGGAAAAAUUUUUGUAAAACAAGGAAAUAAGUCGCCUUCUUCAAGCACCUCAUCCUCUGGAAACACUCACGGCAGGAAUUUGGAUUCUCCUGUGGAGGAGAUGGAGGUGGAGAUUCCAAAGAGAUUGGCGCAUCCGUAUGAUAAGAUGUUCGAUGAGGCGCAGUUUAAGAUUUCUGAGGAGGUUGUGAAGACUAUCCCACUCCUUCCCCCAUCAAACGGAAACGCCGCCCCUAAACUCACUCAACACAUCGAAAUGCCAAGAUCCCGUAAACGCAAACCGAUCCCAAUCAAAAUUCCAUCUGAAAGCCCAUCACCACCAGAGAAAAAGAUGAAGGAGAGUAUCCUGGAAGAGAUGUUGAAAGAGCACAAUGAAGAUCAGGUCUCCUUCUUCAUCCGCACCAUCUCCCAAGCCCUGUCUAACAUGGACCACAAACAGUUUGCAACUGCUCGUCUGGAAAUCUCGAAAGUGUUGUAUAAUAUUGAAUUGGACAGAGUCAAAAUGGCAAAUCUCGUUCCUUCAUGUAAAUAA